CCUCCACCUGUAAAGAUUCGAAACAUCGUUAUGAGUGAAUUCUUUGCCUCAGCGUACAAUAAUAGUAGUUAGACGUGAUCAAAAGUAUCGGUUGAUAUUGUCAACUGAGUGUGGUUGGAAACUAUAAAUAUUAGUUUUCAUCAAAUUUUAUUAAUUCAUAAUCAAUUCACAGUCAAAUUAAAUUGUGCACUGUAUUUUCAAGAAGUUAAUAUAAACUUUUUCGCGCUACAUAUUGUAUAAAAUUUGUUCGGUGAAACUUGACUCCCUGUGCAAUUUCAUGAAAAAAAAACCUGAUUAUGUGACGAAGUGUUUAAUUCCGAAGAGAAAGAAACUCAUUGUAAAAGAAAAUAAAAGAUUUCUAAACGGAGUACACAAUACUUCAUGUAAAUCAUUGAACGGAUGGUUACAAGAAAAAAGCACAUGAUCAGGGUACAUAUUAAAUGAUCGAAUGAUCAGAAAUUCCGAGCUUCUGUGUCUCGCGUUUUUCCAACGAUUCAAUUUCCUUUUUUACACCGUAUAAUAAUAUAAUCAUAAAAAAAAAAAAAACUUUCAAAAUCAACGUGUUGAUAAUUUCGACAAGUAUGACCGGUGUUGAACUGAGCCACUGGAUAAUGUCGAAGAAAACAAACUUUUGCGGCUUGUUGGUAAUGGGAUGUUUCUUCUCGGUGUUUUUAUUCUUCGAUGGGAAAUACGGCAACCCUUCAAUGUACGAAAUGCAACCGUCGGCAGCCCUUCUCGAGUCAAAGAAAAAUAAUACCACAGCUGAUAAGAAACAACCUGAUUCUGAGUCAAAGGAUAUCGAAAAAAUCCUUAAUAUGCAGAGAGAAUUGAUCAUAAAAGAUAUGCAGGGCUACGAAUAUCCCAAUGGAAAAUAUAAUAUCAGUGCCAGCAAACUUGAGGAUUUGGUGAUGGAAAAGAAAGGAACACCGAUCAGAAGUAUAAUUGUAACAACAUGGCGAAGCGGAAGCACAUUUUUGGGCGAUAUUCUCAACGCACAUCCGGCAGACUUUUAUCACUUCGAGCCGCUGCUGGCUUUCGAUGAAAUUAAAAUUCGCGGUCCUCCGUUAGCCGAAAAGGCUUUGAAAUUGACCAAGGAUCUGCUCAACUGUGAAUAUGGAGAUCUAGAUGAAUAUAUUGAAUACGGAAAAACGCAUUCUUUGGUUUUUCAUCACAACACGCAUUUGUGGAAACAAUGCCAAGCUCACAAAGGCCUGUGCUAUAACCACAAAUUCCUCAGCGCAAUGUGUAAGCUCUUUCCAUUUCAAUCGAUGAAAUUUGUACGACUCAGGCUACAAGUUGCACAGGAACUUCUCGCGGAAGAAAAAUUAGCCGUACGGAUUGUGCUGUUGGUAAGAGAUCCUCGCGGGAUUUUUCAAUCGAGAAGACAUCACUACUGGUGUCAACCACAUCCUGACUGUUCCGAUCCAGCUUUGACGUGCGCGGAUCUGAUCUCAGAUUACAAAGUUGCUGUUGAACUGCUGAAGAAAUACCCAACUAGAUUCAAAGUGAUACGAUACGAAGAUCUUUCCCUGGAUCCGUACAAACACGUUGAAGAACUUUAUAAAUUUUACGGACUCGAUCUUCAUCCGAGCACAAAGCAGUUUCUCGAUUCUCAUACGAAGGUCAAAAAGGGUAACACCAUGAGUACUUUUCGAAAUUCAGCAGCAACUCCGUUUCAUUGGAAAACGGAAUUGACAUUUGAGGAAGUGGAGGAAGUUCAGCAAUCCUGCGCGACUGCAAUGAAAUACUGGGGUUACGUUCCAGCAAUGAACGCUACUCAUCAGAAGGAAUUCAACCCCGUGAAAGAAUAUUUUCUCAAAUUAUGAAAGAUUCGGUGAAAUAUAUAGGGCUGUGAUAUUCGUUGCUCUUCGUAUUCUAUAAUCGCGACAGACUGUUGCAUCUCAGAGACUGACAAAAUGAAAUGGUUUCUUGUACUGUAUCGAGGUUUCACCUCGUAGCAUACACGGAGCAUCUUUUUUGUAUGACACGAAAAAAAUUAUUUGUGAAAAUUACAACAUUACAACACGCAACGAAGAUUCUUUGUUCAAUAA
This is a messenger RNA of Neodiprion virginianus, 2051 nucleotides long. Its product is annotated as carbohydrate sulfotransferase 5-like. Bases 582 to 1826 code for a protein of 414 amino acids. Gene Ontology annotation, molecular function: N-acetylglucosamine 6-O-sulfotransferase activity. Gene Ontology annotation, biological process: sulfur compound metabolic process; N-acetylglucosamine metabolic process. Lineage: Eukaryota; Metazoa; Arthropoda; Insecta; Hymenoptera; Diprionidae. The transcript has 6 exons. The record is from RefSeq and is a predicted model, not a curated record.